GACAAGUAGCGCAGCAGCAGCUGUUGUCAUUUUCGUAAUUUCGAAGCAUUGAAGCAUUGAAAGAGGCAAUUUGCCAAGUUUUGUACAUACGUUUCCUUAUUGGAAUUAAAAUUAGUGUUAAUUUUAAUGAUUCAAUGAAAUAUAAUUAUUGGAUGAUAUGGUGACAACGUUUUAAAGUGGUUCAUAUUGCAAUUGGUGAGCCGUAACCGCGAGUUUGUUGAUGUUUCUUCGAAGAUCUUAAAACUCUAUGUACAAAUGAAAUGCAAUAUUCGUGAACUUGCUCAAUUGAGCGAUCAACCUUGUGUGAUAGAAGGAAGAUUAAACUAUAAGAAGAUUUCCAAUGGCAGUUAUCGUAAUCAGACAGUGUUCAAAGAGAGAUGGUUUCGGCUGAUUAACAAUUAUUUAUUUUAUUUCAAAAUCAGUGAAAUGGGAAAAUUUGAUACAAAAUGUCCCGCUGGGAUGUUUGUGUUAGAGAAUUCCUCCAUACAAAUGGAACAUGGGCAGAGCAUACCAUUUUCAUUUUCUAUUUCUUUUAUAGAUGAACCAGAAAAAAGACAUGUAUUUGCAGCCCGUGCUGAAGAUAAUGUGGUUCAGUGGGUUAUGAAAUUAAGGCAGAGCUCGUAUGAAUAUCUACGCAACAGGCUGCAUGCGCUGCAGUCCAAGAUAUUUGCAAUCACUGGGAAGGAUCCUCUGCUCCUAGUGCCAAGGAACGAGGGAGCAUGUUUGUGGGCACCAUCUGUACCGUUCUCAACAGCUCCAGCUUGCACCGUUAACACCAGUUCAUUCAGCUGCCAUCUUCACACAAAUGGCGCGUUUACACUCGAAAGAAGCAAAUCAGAUGUUCAAGCUCAUAAACAUUUCCAUGCAGAAUACUCUCAAAAAUCUACAUUUUAUACUGACGACCAUAAAAAGGUUACUGAGAGACGAGAGCAUUCCAGUGAAGUGUAUUCUCUAGAGAGAAGUAAAACGUCGGCCCUUUUACCAGGUAGUGCGAAUCCGAUUGACAAAACCAUUUUCGACAAUCGUCCACUCUACUCUAGAGCUGCUCCGAGUCCGCCCGUCAGAACGAAGCUAUCGCCAAGCAGUCGGCGUGUUGAAAUGAAUCAAGAUGUCAAGGUUUUUGCCGAACAAAGUAGAAGUUUAGGUAUAACAGGUAUUCUAGAUGAAGCUCCGAUUCCGCCUAGAAGAAAAGUGUCGCCAAAAAAUUUAGAUAUUCCAAACCCUACCAUUGAGAUUACUAACAAUACUGCCAGCACAGAUACUGAUGGUGGCAGUGAUGAUCUGAUUAAAUUUUAGUGUGUCCAGUUGCUGGAAAGAAAUCCCACCUAUUUAUUAUUAUAGAUUGUUUAAUAACUUGCCAGUUGUAUAGUUAAUUUCUAUGUGGUUGAGCUGGAUAUUAUGGAUAUCACAAAAAUGACAAUGAAAAGAUUGAAAUGUGUGAUUACAAAGUUAUUUUUAUAUAUUUUUUUUGUAAUUAGUGCUAGAAUUGACCUACUCAUUUUGUAUGUACAUAACUUUGUCUAUGUACAUAAAUGUAAGUCUACAUCGAGAUCUUUAUAAAUUGAUAGUGAUAUUUUGUAACUUUUGUACUAGACCAAAACAUAAAUAGAUCCUGGAUAGCAUUUUCAAAGCCAUUUAUUGUAAGAUAUAGAAUAUCUUUGUACAAACCGAACUACCCUCAUGAUGCUACGUCGUAUAUUAUAAUUCAAUUAUUGGAACAAAUUAUAUAGUUACAUUAUUGCUUGAAUAAUGCUUAUUUUAGUAAAAUAUAUUAUAUUUGGUGCUUUGUGUAAGCGUCCAUUAAAUUGCAUUCAUUUACA
This is a messenger RNA of Spodoptera frugiperda (fall armyworm), 1820 nucleotides long. Its product is annotated as sesquipedalian-1. Bases 256 to 1296 code for a protein of 346 amino acids. Gene Ontology annotation, biological process: receptor recycling; endosome organization; retrograde transport, endosome to Golgi. The transcript has 4 exons. The record is from RefSeq and is a predicted model, not a curated record. Gene Ontology annotation, cellular component: trans-Golgi network; early endosome; recycling endosome. Lineage: Eukaryota; Metazoa; Arthropoda; Insecta; Lepidoptera; Noctuidae.